CUUCUCUUGUGGCCGAGUUCAGUUGACGCCGUGACCAAGAAUUGCGUGCGACUGAGAUUCAGAUUGCUCUUUCCAAGAAUCAUCACCAUUCAGCAUUUUAGUACACAGAACUGUCAAGCUCUUGCCAUUUUUUCACAGUAACAAGGAAAUAUUUUACCAUUUUAUCCUCACAAUGUCCGGAAAGUUUGAGCCCAAGGUCCCUGUUCAGUUGAACCCUCCUAAGGACGACCCUAUUUCCGUUGAGGAGUUGGCCAAGGCGAACGGUGCUGAUGGUGGAAAGUGUUACGUUGCCAUCAAGGGUAUCGUCUACGACGUAACAGGCAACAAGGCGUACCAGCCUGGAGGAUCUUAUCACGUAUUCGCUGGCAAGGACGCCUCGCGCGCUCUCGGCAAGACUUCGACCAAGGCCGAGGAUGUCAGGCCAGACUGGCAAGACCUUGAUGACAAGGACAAGUCGACGCUUAACGACUGGAUCACCUUCUUCUCCAAGCGCUACAAUGUAGUGGGCAAGGUCGAGGGCGCAACCAACAUGGAGUAAGAACUACGUCUGGAUAUAUGAAUACAUGUUUCGGUUUUGCUCUCGUCAUCCUUUUCUGAAGUUUCACAUUCUCACCUGCUAGUAGUAAUAGCUCGAUACCCUCUUCAAGUUACCCUGGCUCAAAGCUGUGAAAUACAUUCAGCUAGAAGUAAAGAUUCGGCUUCAAGCUGUACUGUAGCUGACACUAGGUCAAUCCGCAACCCUCUCAAGUUUAUUCUGGCGAUGCUUUUUAUAACCCCGGCCGAAGCCGCGAAUUUUCCCCGCAAAGCCUACAAAUCUCCCAUGAAGCCCGUCACAAUGCUGGAUACAUCGAUUCACAUGUUUGAUAUCA
This is a messenger RNA of Neurospora crassa OR74A, 869 nucleotides long. Its product is annotated as progesterone binding protein. The transcript is spliced from 4 exons. Gene Ontology annotation, cellular component: membrane; endomembrane system. Bases 173 to 538 code for a protein of 121 amino acids. Lineage: Eukaryota; Fungi; Ascomycota; Sordariomycetes; Sordariales; Sordariaceae. The record is from RefSeq and is a predicted model, not a curated record.